This is a messenger RNA of Paralichthys olivaceus (Japanese flounder), 1855 nucleotides long. Its product is annotated as P2Y purinoceptor 14. Gene Ontology annotation, molecular function: G protein-coupled purinergic nucleotide receptor activity. NCBI's taxonomy places the organism in Eukaryota, Metazoa, Chordata, Actinopteri, Pleuronectiformes, Paralichthyidae. The record is from RefSeq and is a predicted model, not a curated record. Gene Ontology annotation, biological process: G protein-coupled receptor signaling pathway. Gene Ontology annotation, cellular component: membrane.
UGUAGAAGUCAACAUCUGGAUGGAAACCUGAGUGAACAUCCGCCUGUUGGGAUGGAUCCCUUCAACGUCAGCUGCCCCCCCAACAACCAAUCAAGCUUGCACAGCGUCUUCUCCCGACAGGUGCUCCCUCCGCUCUAUUUCAUCAUCUGCGUCGUGGGCCUGUGCCUGAAUGGCGUUGCGGCCUGGAUCUUCUUCAGAGUCCCCAGUGACUCAGGUCUGGUGGUCUACCUGAAGAACAUGGUGGUGGCUGACCUGCUCAUGCUCGCCACCUUCCCCUUCAAGCUGGCGUUGCAGCUGGGUCUGGGCGGCUGGUGGAUCCAUGUGGUCAACUGCCGCUACACCGCCGUGCUCUUCUACUCCUCCAUGUACGUGGGGAUCGUCUUCAUGGGCCUCAUCAGCCUGGAGCGCUAUGUCAAGAUUGUCCGACACACCUCCUCCUCCUCCUCCACCUCCUCCUCCUGCAGGUCCAGGUUGGGGAGGGGCUCUGCGCUGCACCUCCUGCAGAGUGUCGGCUUUGCCCGGGUGCUGGCGCUCUUCACCUGGAGCCUUCUCCUACUCUGCAACCUGCCCAACGUCAUCCUGACCAGCCAUCCGGCCAAUGAGAUGAACUUCUGCGACUGCAUGAAGCUGAAGACGGACCUGGGCAAGCAGUGGCAUCAGGUGUCCAUCUUCUUCAACGGGUCGCUGUUCUGGGUGACACUGCUGGUCCUCGCCUUCUGCUACGCCUCCAUCGCCCACCAUGUUUACCAGUCGUACCGUCGAGUGCAGCGCAACAACAGCAACGUCUGCCGUAAAUCCAACCGCAGCAUCUUCAGCAUCCUGGCGGUGUUCGUCGUCUGCUUCGUGCCGUACCACAUCUGCCGCGUGCCGUACACUCUCAAUCAGAAGCAAGGAUCGGGCCUCUCCGAGGCCACCCGCUUCCUGCUGUUCCAGCUGAAGGAGGGGACUCUCUUCCUGUCUGCGCUCAACGUUUGUCUCGACCCCGUCCUCUACGUCCUGAUGUGUCGGACCUUCAGAGAGUCGCUGCUGAGGAAACUGUCAGGGAGGGAGAGGAGGAGAUCCCUGACCACCAACCACAGUCUGAGCAACAUUUAGGACAAGAGAGGAAAGAGGAGAAGAAGGGAGACAAAGGAGGAGCAAGAGGAGAGGAGCAGGAGUGGAGUCAUGGGAAAUGAGAAAACCGACAACAGGAGAGGAGAAGAGACAAGAGGAGAGGAGACAAGAGGAGAGGAGACAAGAUAUGGGAAUCAGAUAAAGAAACAAGAGAGGAUGAGAGGAGACAAGGGAGGAGCGAGAGGUGAGGAGACCAGAGAAGGAGAGAUGAGAGGAGACAAGGAAACAAGAGAGGAUGAGAGGAGACCAGGAAAGAAAGAAAGGAGAGAAGGAGCUUCCUAACCACGGCCCAGAGUCUGAGCCACAUUUUGACUAAGCUUUGUUAAAUCUCACAAGUUUAUAUAAAGAGUUCAUGAAAAGAAGCUGAUUCUGAAAGUUAAACCACUUUUAUUCAAGAAGUAAAUCACUGAAUCUCCACGUCGAUAAUAAUCUGAUAAAAAUGUGUAUGAAUGCAGAAUAGUGUAUUUAUACUGGCAGUUAAUGAAAUAACAGUAAGUGAUUGUGUGAUGAAACAGAGGAGCUGCAUGUGAAAAAGAAAAGACGAUGCCACUCUGUGGUUUCUGCGGAUGUGGAAGUGAAACGGGACUCUGAUGACAGGGCAUCAAACGUGUGACACCAGAUUCUGCUGUAGUCGUCUCUCUGGUGUGAAGAACCUGAAUCAUUCAAAGACUGAAUUCUAAUGAAUUCAACUGAGUCUCUUGUUUCCUGUGAAGCCACAGAAACACUCGACUUCUUGUUUCAU